CUGAGCCCAGGUGGCUCCAAUCACUAUCGACCCUCCUCUGUCUGCAGGAGGAACCGCCCCUGCACUGCAGAGGGGCCGUGACAGUAUAGUGUGGAUGUUGUCGUGUGUUUGUGUUGCUUCACAGUCCCCGCUGCUUGGCCUGGUGAGGGGUCGGGAGGCUUGGCUAGGGGCCUGGUGAGGGGUCGGGAGGCUUGGCUAGGGGUCUGGUGAGGGGUCGGGAGGCUUGGCUAGGGCUCAGGGGUCACCGGCUAAAGGCUGUUUCCUCUAAUAGGAAUAGAGCUGUCAUCUAAGGAAGUAGCUGUCUAAUCUUAGCUGUAACCCAGCCAGGCGCAUAGGCAUACUGCUACAGCUGCUACCUGCAUGGUGUCUGUCUGUGGGAGAGGAGAGAGGUAGAACGAGACUGGCAGGUGUGUAUACGAACAACCCAUGGAGCAGGAAACCUUGGAAACCUUGGAGAUUAUUGGCUGUAGGUUACAUGGUAAGCAGACAGACUUGAUGCAUGGUGUUUGCAUGACUCCCAUCUGUCUUGCUGUGGGAUUGAGAGCGAGGGGCUCGGCUGACACCAACCAAUCAUGGCUCAGACCACCAUGCAUGUUGUCAACGGCAACACCCAAGAGAGAGGAGUGAGGUCUGUCAGCAGCAGUCCUGAGGCCACGCCCCCGUAUGGCUACCAGCUAGACUUGGACUUCCUGAAGUAUGUGGACGACAUACAGAGCGGCAACACCAUCAAGAGGCUGAACAUCCAGCGGAGAGCCAGGCCAGUCCGGCCGGCGGCGGAGCCCGUGCCCAGGGCAGGUAGCUCUGGUGGAGGCAGCUGGUAUAGAGGGCAGGGCCAGGCUGAAUGGACCUCCACCGACUCCCUGCCCUCCUCCUGUGAAGAGACACAGCAGAGUCCCCUCUUCUACCCCACCCCCCGCCCCUUCCCCCAGCCUCACCCUCCCCUCUCCCCCACCCUGAUUUACCACGCCCCUCUCCCGCCCUGUGAGCCCCCCCCUCCCCUUCCUCCCCUAUCGCCUGAGGGCUACCUGAGCAUCCCCCCCGAACACCCCCAACGGCCCCAGCUCCCGCCCCCCUCACUGCGGGAGCCGCCCCUCCUCAACCCCCAGGUUGAGAAGACCCUGAUGGAGACGAGGAGGAGGUUAGAACAGGAGCGCCACCUCAUGCAGCCCCCGUCCCCCUCCGACCCCCCCGGACCUGCUCCUCGCCUCCGCCUGGCGUCCUUCGGGGGGAUGGGGGGGUCCAGCUCCUCCCUGUUCUCCCUUAGCGCCCCCCACCCCCACCCCCACCCUCUGCUGCCCAAUGGGGGUGGGGGUAGUGGAGACUACAACCCCUACUACACGUUCAUGGGUUCCUCUAUCCACCACAGCCCCAUGUCCUCAGGCAUGACCACACCGACCACCAACGUGUCUCCGCUCCACCUGCAGCACAUCCGGGAGCAGAUGGUGGUGGCCCUGCGGAGGCUGAAGGAGCUAGAGGAGAAGGUGCAGACCAUACCUGUCCUGCAGGUGAAGAUAGCCGUGCUGCAGGAGGAGAAGAGACAGAUGACCUCUCAGAAGAACCAGAGGCUGGGGACGGGGGGCGUAGCGGAGAGAGGGUUCAGGAAGAGGUCCUAUAGCGUGGGCAGUGCUGACCAGUUGGCCGACCAGCUGGACACCCAGAGACACACCCUGCAGACCCAGGAGCUGCACAUCAUGGAGCCAGAUGGCCAGGAGGGUCAGGGGCAUAGUCAGAGCUCCCAGGGGAUGGAGGAGUUCAGGAGGCUGGCUGCAGAGGUCCAAGCCCUGGGGGCGAACGGCCAGGAGCAAGGCUCUUACCAGGCCAGGCAGACCCAGACCUCCCUCCCCCUCACCCACAAUAACAACAACCAGCUCACCUCCACGGCGGUCGGCCCAGAUGAGAACAUGAACGACGUCACGGUGGUCGCCCAGAAGAAGUCGCCGGUGAUGACGACGGUACAACAACGACGCUUCUACCGUGACGUCGGCAUGGCGACAGAGCAGCGUGAGACGCGCAGCGCUGGGACGGGAGUGACGGAGGCCUUGUUGGGUGUGACCAGCGAGGUGGAGGCAGAGCUGGAGCUGCAGCAGCAGACCAUCGAGGGCCUGAAGGAGAAGAUCUACCGGCUAGAGGUGGACCUGAGAGAGACCACCCACCUGAUGGAGAUGUCCAAGCUGAAGCUGGAGCUGCAGGCCGCUGGGGGAGCCAAUAGGAAGAGGGCUGAUAAAGGCUGCCAGGCGCGGCCAGACACCUACAGCACGGCCUGCGAGGCACGGCCAGACACCCAGAGCACUGGCUCAGAGAGCAGGAGAGUCCAGACACACUGCCAGGGAGUGGGGAACCACCUAGAGACCAGCCAUGCCUCCACAGGGGAGACCCUCCACACUGUAGGGGUAGGGGUGUCCUGUCAACCCAGCCUGAGAGACACUGCUUCGGGACCUGACCUGCCCGUGGAGAGGUGGUUGGUGCAGGAGAGGGUAGAGGUGCAGGACCAGUGUGUGGGGAGCCAGGUGGAGGUGUGUGACCAGGGGGUGAACACUGAUGAGGCCAGGGAGAGGAGGUCAGUCCAGGAGACAGAGGCCAGGGAGAGCAGGUCGGUGGGCGUUGGGGAGUGUUCUAUAGACGUCACUGUUUCUCCCAUCAGACAGCUGGUUACCAUGGGUACUAACCCUGUCCUGGGCGCCACCACGGACUCUGCUGUCAUGGUAACCCCAGACACAGCCUCCCAACACACCAGCACCCUAUUGGAGACCGCUAGCCAACACACCAACACAGAGACAGUGGUGCUAGCUGACGGCUGUACCAACACCGCCCUGCUCCACACUGCUGAGAAACACACCAGCACGCUAACCAAUCACACCAGGACUGUCGCUGUGGGGGAGGGGCUGGUCAAAGACCCACAGACCGUGCCCAAAACCAGGUCUAUUGCCGUGGGAAACACAGCAGAGAGAGACGGCAGUCCGGAGAAGGCGUGGUCGGCCCAGACCAAAGAGGUGGGCGUAGGCCUGGUCGGCAUCCACACCAACUUCCUGGUCGGCCUGAAGACCCGGAACAUCGCCUGUGGGCCCUCCCACCUGGACGGAGCCGCUGUUACCGAGGAGACCAUUGCCGUGACGACUGUUGUACCACCCCAGGCCCAGGGCAUAGCACCGCCCCAGCAGGUGGAGGGGCUGAACCAGGCCCAGGCCAUAGCACCGCCCCAGCAGGUGGAGGGGCUGAACCACUACAUAGAGAGGCUUCAGAAGCUACUUCAGGAACAACAGAUGCUGUUGACUGAGAACUACAGCGAGCUAGCGGACGCCUUCGGACAGCCCUGCUCUUCUCAGUUCAACCACUUCGGUUCUAUCAACAGCCAGCUGGUCAACACUCUGACUUCUAUCAACUCUGUCAUGAAGUAUGGCAGUGCUGAGGAUCUGAGAACACAGCAAGAUAGCAGCAGCACCACUACAGAUCGGUGUCAGUUGCAGGUGUCCAGUGAAGUCAUCCAGAGUUCAGAGGUCAGCCAGACGGAGAUAGUGUCACAUGACCCCAAGGCCCCGCCCAGCCCGGCCACGCUGAAGCAUCGCAUGGACCAGCAGAUGUCCAGCGCCCUGAACGGUGAUAAGAGCGCCCUGAAGUCCAUCAUGAAGAAGAAAGAUGGCCGCCAGGGUUCUAACGGAACCAAGAAGAACCUACAGUUUGUAGGAGUCAACGGAGGGUACGAGACAACGUCGAGCGAUGAAUCCAGCUCAGAGGACAGCAGCUCCUCUGGAACAGGGGAGGAGGAGGAGGAGGAAGAGGAGGAGGAGAAGGUGUUCAGAGGAGGAGAGGAAGAGGAGGAGGAGAACACAGAAGGAUUCCAGAACGAGGGAGCAGUGGAAGAGGGAAGGAGUGAAGAGGAAGGAGGAGGAGAAAAGCAAGAGAUGAGAGAGAGGUAUGAGUUAAGUGAGAAGAUGUUGGCUGCCUGUAACGUGUUGAAGAACCACCUGAAUGAUGGCAAGGCCUUAACCAGUAAAGAUGUGAGAGCCUGUGUGAACACAGUUCAGAACGAGUGGUUCUGUGUGUCCAGUCAGAAGACGGCGGUGCCCGGCAUGGUGGAGGACUAUUUAACAGCGUUCCGUGACAUCUCGCCGGCCAUGCUGCGUCACGUUGUCAAUAUGGCGGACGGUAACGGAAACACGGCGCUCCACUACAGCGUGUCACACUCCAACUUCCACAUCGUCAAGACGCUGCUCAACGCAAAUGUGUGUAACGUGAACCAGCAGAAUAAGGCGGGCUAUACUCCCAUCAUGCUGGCUGCGCUGGCAGCCGUAGAGGAUCCUAAAGACAUGACCAUCGUAGAGUACCUCUUCAGCAAGGGAGACGUCAACGCUAAGGCCAGCCAGGCUGGCCAGACAGGGCUGAUGCUGGCGGUCAGUCAUGGCAGGAUGGACAUGGUUCGGGCGCUGCUGGCCCAGGGGGCAGAGGUCAAUGUCCAGGAUGAUGAAGGUUCUACAGCCCUGAUGUGUGCCAGCGAACAUGGCCACGCUGAGAUAGUCAGACUACUGCUGGCUCAGCCGGGCUGCGACGCCACUCUCAGCGACAGCGAUGAGAGCAAUGCCCUGUCUAUUGCUCUGGAAGCGGGUCACAAGGACAUAGCAGUGUUGCUGUACGCCCACGUAAACUUCUCUAAGGCCCAGUCACCGGGGACCCCUCGUCUGAGCAGGAAGAUGUCUCCCAGUCCCACCAGGAGGGGCAUGUUUGACUAGCGCCGCCGCCCAUUGG
Coregonus clupeaformis (lake whitefish) is the source of this 4740-nucleotide messenger RNA. RefSeq names its product KN motif and ankyrin repeat domains 1a (gene kank1a). Gene Ontology annotation, molecular function: protein binding. Bases 573 to 4724 code for a protein of 1383 amino acids. The record is from RefSeq and is a predicted model, not a curated record. The transcript is spliced from 14 exons. Gene Ontology annotation, biological process: negative regulation of actin filament polymerization. Gene Ontology annotation, cellular component: cytoskeleton; cytoplasm. NCBI's taxonomy places the organism in Eukaryota, Metazoa, Chordata, Actinopteri, Salmoniformes, Salmonidae.